CAUGAUCUUGUCAGUCCUUUAGAACUUCAGACCGAUUAUUCAGUAGAUGAGAUUCUAUGUCCUGGUCUCACCGUCAAAGCAGCAAUCAGUCAUUUUGAUGGAGCUCACCCUGGUGAUCCUUUAUUACAACUGAAGAAAGAGCUUCAGUUCAAGAACGAAUGUCCUAACAACUAUUGUAAAACAAAUCUAAGACUUGGAGCCAACGCCAAAUAUAUAAAUGUUGAUGGUUACUUUUGUCAUCGGCAAUCAAGACCUCGUUGUCGAUGUUAAUAUCUCAAAAGAAGGUGACGCAUCAUACGGGUCUGUGUUUUAUAUGGUAUAUCCAAGAUACGUUGGUUAUAAGAAUGUAGAAAAACUGCGUGGAGAGACCGAUAUAUCUUGCUCAAUAGUUGACAGCCGAGCUAAUGACACAAGUGUAACUCUAGCCAAGGACGAAGCGGCUGUAUCAUGUUUGUUUGGAAAUCCGAUGUCAAAUGAUACCGAAGUUCAAUUCAGGUUGUUCAUGAUCGUUCCCGUAACAGUUGCUAAUGAUGAUAAGUCAAUGAUGCUGAAUAUGCAUGUGUCUACUCUAAGUGAGGAAACAGACCCUAGCAACAACAAUCAAACAAUUACUAUCAAUCUCAGGCAUAAUCUGGAAGCAGCUUUAACAGCAAUAUCAGCACAAGAAACGAUAUACAUAGGAAAGAGUAAAACGUUGCCUAAUAUGCAAAAUAUAUAUGAGCUGUAUAAUAAGGGACCGAGUAGUCUACAGUCAGCUAGGAUAUCUAUAUCAUUCCCACAAAUUCAGAAUCCUGAGAAAGCAAUCUUAUAUCUUAACAAAACACAGGUUAAAUGCGGCACAACUUGUGAAGUCACGUGCUCCUUAACAGAUGACAAUAUAACGCCAGAAAUUUAUUCCUACGUGAAGGGUCGCCUUGUUUCACGUACACCAAAACCAACACAGCCUUUAACAGAACUCGAGAAGAUGGACUGCAAACAAGAGAAGUGUUCCAUAUUUAACUGUAUGGUAACUGGAAUACAACCGAAGACCAGUGCAGUUAUAUAUAUGCACCAUGUCGUUGAUAAGGAUAUUGAAAGUUUUAUGAAGGACGGGAAAUCAAUAAAACUGCUGUCAACGGCAUUUGUAUGGAUAAACAAGACAAACCUGAUCAGCAACCAGACAGAAUUUUCACAGCAGCUGAUAACUACUAUAAGUAAAAGAACAGCCGUGCGAAAAGAACUUCCGUGGUGGAUAAUCUUGGUCAGUGUGCUGGGUGGUAUUCUGCUGAUAGCACUGAUUAUCCUUUUGUUAUGGAAGUGCGGUUUCUUCAAACGGAAAACCAGAGAUGAACUUGAGAAGCGGUUAAUGAGCGCUACAGUGUCCAAGGGUAACGGUAACAAUGUCAAGAAAAGAGACUCAUACACGGACAGUGAGGGCGGGAUCAUAGACAACGAAAUGCCAGUGGCCAAUGAGAAAGAGAAAUUUUGAAGAAAACAGAAAUGGUUAAAACACUAGGGCAAUGAUAGCUUACCUAAAAUGCUUUUUUAAUAAAGAUACUUGAUUGAUCAAUAAUCAUCUAAAAGUGCCAUAAGAAGUAUGUAUUUAAUGGUGUAUUAAGUAAUAAUUGUGUACAUGUAAAUCACAAGGGCACUGUUAUCUUACUUAAGAUGUGUUUUUUUUUCUUUUUCUGUUUAGCAUUGUACAUGUAAAAAGUGUUAAAGAAGUGUGCAUUUUAUUUGGUAUCAAGAUAUAAAUGUGUACAUGUAUAUAAAAAAUGGAAGGCGUUACGUUAUAUCUUUUGUACGCUUGAAUGGUUUGGUUUAAAUAUUAUCAAGAAUUAGUGCUACAUUGAAAUAAUCACAUGAUGUCAUCAUAUCACUGUGCAAUAUUCCGUUGGCCUUGUUUGGUGCAUUUUUUGUUAGUAAUAAAAGACAUUUUCGCUUUUAUCUUAUUUGUGUAUACUUUUAACUGUUGAUCAAGCACUGUUAGACUUUGCAUCCAAGUAUCAAGUAUAUCAAUUGUAACAUUUUAUGCGGUCUAUCUUAUGAGGGUAGAACGCGACACUUUGCGAACUUUCGCGUAGUGUCUUGAAAAUGGGCAUGUAAAAUGUUGACCAUAUUUCAGACCUGAUUCCGUUGAUUUUAUUCCAAUUGUUUCAAAUAACUUGUACCUCGCAUGUUCGGGAUUGGAUCGCGUCAGAAACUUCAGAUUCUUACAGAUAAGGAAGCUUUACAGUUACCUUUUGGAAGGUCGAUGGCUCAAGCCAGGAACCUGAAAUAAUGCUCCAAAUAGUCACUUGAAGUUUUCCACUACAAGUAAACCUGAAAAGUUGUCAGAUGACAUUGAGUGUCAGUGUCACUUUAAAAGAAUUAACAAAAUUUCAUUUUAUUUAAAAGGUCCAUUAUUCCUCAGAAAUGCCUUUAUUUUAUUUUCUCGAAAGCUUUUUAUAUUUUGUGUCCUGAUUAUAAAUUUUAAAACAUUAUUCAUUGGCCGUUUACCUGAAUCAUCUUUUGCUUUUGUUGCUUUUGAGAAAAUAGUCAGUGAUAGUGUUUUAGUAUUUUGUAUGGAAAUCAAAAUACUACUUUGUUUACAUUUGUCUACUUUUAUGACAAAUAAUUUCAAAUUCAGCGCUGUUCAGUUCAGGUAAGAAGCAUCUUACAUGUCUAAAACCAUUAUUUAAACAUUAUAAAACUCAUGUUUGCUCGUUCUAAAGAAUGAUAAAAAUAAUUAUUUAUUUCUGAGGCAUAAUGUGUUUUUCAUACUGAAAAGAAAAACACAUUAAAUAAAGGUUUACAUUGCGCAUUAAUUUGAUACUUUUAAAGAUAUUGCAUAUUAAAUACACAUCUCUGUUUGACAAGAAUACAAAUGCACAUAUAUCAAUGAAGAUGUUUGCAGGGAAGUUACAAAAAUUUGUAUUUUGUAUUGGUAUUUAAAACGCUUUAUUACUAGAUAAUCUGCUAUUGUUUUUUGUCUUGCUCAAUUGUAUUAUCCUUUACAUGUAUAUCAUAAAUAUUAUGAUAUCUAUGCAAUAGUAUCAUUCAUUAUAUUUUGUUUCCAUUUUUAUUAUGCAAUAUAUUUUACCUUUAUGAUAAGGAUAUUGAAUUAUAAUAAUUAAAACUGUUAUUAAUUACA
Messenger RNA from Ruditapes philippinarum (Manila clam), 3112 nucleotides. RefSeq names its product integrin alpha-6-like. Gene Ontology annotation, biological process: cell adhesion mediated by integrin; cell-matrix adhesion; integrin-mediated signaling pathway. Gene Ontology annotation, cellular component: external side of plasma membrane; integrin complex. Gene Ontology annotation, molecular function: integrin binding. The transcript is spliced from 8 exons. Lineage: Eukaryota; Metazoa; Mollusca; Bivalvia; Venerida; Veneridae. The record is from RefSeq and is a predicted model, not a curated record. Bases 218 to 1468 code for a protein of 416 amino acids.